Megalobrama amblycephala (Wuchang bream) is the source of this 2447-nucleotide messenger RNA. It is a transcript of the gene nln, whose product is annotated as neurolysin (metallopeptidase M3 family). The coding region runs from base 105 to 2330 and encodes 741 amino acids. The transcript has 14 exons. The record is from RefSeq and is a predicted model, not a curated record. Gene Ontology annotation, molecular function: metalloendopeptidase activity. Gene Ontology annotation, biological process: proteolysis; peptide metabolic process. NCBI's taxonomy places the organism in Eukaryota, Metazoa, Chordata, Actinopteri, Cypriniformes, Xenocyprididae. Gene Ontology annotation, cellular component: mitochondrial intermembrane space.
GCCUUCAUCGUAGUAGUACUAGUAUUGGUUUGUAACAGUCGAGUGUGACGGUAGGAGUCGCAUCCCAUUCUUGCACGUUGCACGUUUGAAAUUAUAGGCAUGCCAUGUUUAUCUUCGGCAUUUCUGUGGUGGCACGAGCGGUAAGAAGAGUCAUUACAUCCAGCUCAAAGCUCAAGAUGACACUUCAAAAUGCAUCAGUCAUAUCCACCCACAGCUGCUCCAGCACAGCUGACAAGAACAACAACCUGCGAUGGGAUCUGACCCCAGAAGAGAUCCGACAUCGGACACAGAGACUGAUCCAGCGGAUAAAGCAAGCCUAUGACUCAGUGGGGUCGGUGGACAUUGAGAAGGUGUGCUUUGAGAAUACUCUGCAAGUCAUUGCAAAUGCAAAAGCAGAUUAUGCCGCUUCACGUCAUAUGUUGGACUUCCCCCAGUAUGUCUCUCCAUGUAAAGAGGUCAGAUUGGCGAGCACAGAGGCUGAUAAAUGCCUAUCUGUUUUCGAUGUGGAAGUGAGCAUGAGGGCGGAUGUGUUUCAGAGACUUAUAGUCCUGCAGGAAAAACAAUCCAGUGAUUUACUGCCUGAGUCUGAGAGAUUCCUGGGACGACUGAUAAAAUUAGGGAAACGGAAUGGAUUGCACUUGUCUAAGGAUAUACAAGAAGAAGUCAAGUCAAUCUCUAAGCAAAUAAGUGAACUUUCCAUAGAUUUCAACCAAAAUUUGAAUGAAGAAAAUACAGUGCUGUUGUUCUCGCAAGAAGAGCUUGUGGGUCUUGUGGAAAGCUACGUGAAUGGUCUGGAGAAAACAGAAGAUGGGCGGUAUAUAGUCACCCUUGCGUAUCCCCACUACUUCCCCCUGAUGAAAAGAUGUCAUGUUCCCGAAACCAGGAGGAAAAUGGAGAUGGCCUUUCACAGCAGGUGCAAGGAUGUGAACACUGCUAUUCUUGAACAGCUGAUUGAGUUGCGGGCAAGGCUAGCUAAACUACUGGGCUUCAGCAGCCAUGCCAAUUACGUGCUGGAAAUGACCAUGGCCAAAAAUUCAGAGAACGUGGCACGAUUUCUUGGGGCUGCUGCUAAUGUUUUGGUGCCAGAUAUCACAGGGCACCUUCAGGAGUGUCAUAGAUCAUUGCUUCGGCAGGUCGGAGAUGUUUUGGCAGAUGAGUUGUAUAAGAGGUUGAGACCAGUGGGCGAGCAGGAGCGGCAGUACCUGUUGUCACUCAAACACGCUGACUGUGAGAGGCGGGGCUUGGCCUUUGACGGACAGCUGCACGCAUGGGACAUGCCCUACUACAUGAACCAGGUGGAACAAGUGAAGUUUGCGGUGGAUAAGGACAAACUGAUCGAGUACUUCCCUCUGGAGGUGGUGACUGAGGGCCUGCUAAAUAUAUAUCAGGAUCUGUUGGGUCUGACGUUCCAGCAGGUGGAGAACACCCAUGUGUGGCAUGAUAGCGUCAAACUGUACUCGGUACUGGACUCUGUGACUGGAGAUGAGAUUGGACAGUUUUACUUGGACUUGCAUCCCAGGGAGGGUAAGUAUGGCCAUGCUGCAUGCUUUGGGCUCCAGCCAGGAUGUCUUGGGCCUGAUGGGAAUCGUAGGAUGCCUGUGGCCGCCAUGGUGGCCAACUUCACAAAACCCACAAGCAACUGGCCUUCCUUACUGCAGCACCAUGAGGUGGAGACCUUCUUCCAUGAGUUUGGACAUGUCAUGCAUGAGCUCUGCUCCAGGACCCACUAUGCAGAGUUCAGUGGGACACAGGUGGAGACUGAUUUUGUGGAGGUGCCAUCUCAAAUGCUAGAGAACUGGGUUUGGGAGAAGGAGCCUCUCAGGAGGAUGUCCCGCCACUACAAAGAUGGCAGCCCGAUCCCAGAUGGUCUGCUGGAUAAACUCAUUGCAUCUAGAGUGGCCAACACAGGUCUGAUGAACCUCAGGCAGAUUGUUCUCAGUAAAGCUGACCAAACUCUCCACACUAAAGACAGAGCAGAUACUGCCGCCGAGUUUGCCAAGCACAGCAAAGACAUCCUGGGAAUCCCAGCCACACCAGGCACAAACAUGACGGCUAGUUUCAGUCACUUAGCCGGAGGAUAUGACGGUCAGUACUACAGCUACCUGUGGAGUGAAGUCUACUCCAUGGACAUCUUCUUCAGUCGCUUCAAAAAAGAGGGGAUCUUGAAUCCAAAGGUGGGCCGGGAAUACAGGCGUGUGGUUCUGGAAACGGGAGGUUCAGUGGAUGGCAUGGACAUGCUGAAAACGUUCCUGGGUCGUGAACCAUGUCAGGAUGCAUUUUUUCGGUGUAAAGGACUCGUCCAAACAAAUACAGAACAAAACUCUCAUUGACAUUGGGCUGUGAACUACAGCAAACCAACUUUUCUGAAUAUAUAGAUCCAAUGACACAUGUAUCCUUAGUCUUAAUUAUAGUGAUAUACAGAAUAAAAUGUUAUUUAUACAUUUCAA